Messenger RNA from Phragmites australis (common reed), 1651 nucleotides. Its product is annotated as aminomethyltransferase, mitochondrial-like. The coding region runs from base 251 to 1486 and encodes 411 amino acids. Gene Ontology annotation, molecular function: protein binding; aminomethyltransferase activity. Gene Ontology annotation, cellular component: mitochondrion. Lineage: Eukaryota; Viridiplantae; Streptophyta; Magnoliopsida; Poales; Poaceae. Gene Ontology annotation, biological process: glycine decarboxylation via glycine cleavage system. The record is from RefSeq and is a predicted model, not a curated record. The transcript is spliced from 3 exons.
CAUGCUAUAAAUUAAAGCAUGCACGUAAUUUUUAGAUGUGUUCGGAAUUAAAAUAACCCGAAACAACGCAGGCGAGCACUGAUCACUCACUGAUCCGUCAUCACCAAACGCUGUCCUACGAGCGCACCACCACCCACACCCGAUCCCACCGUCUCCACCCACCCCUCAAGAUCUCAUCUUUUUUCCGCUUCCUCUCCCACCAAUUUCGAAAGAAUCAACCAAUCCCACCACCCGCGGCGGGCUCGCGACGAUGAGAGGCCUCCUCGCGUGCGCCACCCUCGUCCGCCGCGCCGCCUCGGGCGGCGCCUCCGCGCCCGCGCGCGUUCGCCACCUGGCGGGCGCGGCGGAGGCGGCGGAGGCCGAGCUCAAGAAGACGGCGCUCUACGACUUCCACGUCGCGCACGGCGGCAAGAUGGUGCCCUUCGCGGGGUGGAGCAUGCCCAUCCAGUACAAGGACUCCAUCAUGGACUCCACCGUCAACUGCCGCACCAACGGCAGCCUCUUCGACGUCGCCCACAUGUGCGGCCUCAGCCUCAAGGGACGCCAGGCCAUCCCCUUCCUCGAGUCCCUCGUCAUCGCCGACGUCGCGGGGCUCAAGGACGGGACCGGCACGCUCACAGUAUUCACCAACGAGCGCGGCGGCGCCAUCGAUGACUCCGUCGUCACCAAGGUCACCGACCAGCACAUCUACCUCGUCGUCAACGCUGGGUGCAGGGACAAGGACCUCGCCCACAUCGGGGAGCACAUGGAGGCCUUCAACAAGAAGGGCGGUGACGUCACGUGGCACAUCCACGAUGAGCGCUCGCUGCUCGCAUUGCAGGGUCCUCUUGCUGCACCAACUCUCCAGUUGCUGACAAAAGAAGAUUUGAGCAAAAUGUACUUCAGUGACUUCAAAAUGAUUGACAUCAAUGGAUAUGCAUGCUUUCUCACGAGAACUGGUUACACUGGUGAAGAUGGCUUUGAAAUCUCUGUUCCAUCAGAGAAUGCAGUUGAUCUUGCAAAGGGCAUCCUAGAGAAAUCUGAAGGCAAGGUGAGGUUGACUGGCUUGGGCGCCCGUGACAGUCUCCGCCUGGAGGCUGGCCUGUGCCUGUACGGCAACGACAUGGAGCAACACAUCACCCCAGUUGAGGCUGGCCUCUCAUGGGCAAUAGGCAAGAGGAGGAGAGCGGAAGGUGGUUUCUUGGGUGCAGAUGUGAUCCUCAAGCAGCUUCAGGAAGGCCCAAAGAUCAGGCGUGUCGGCAUGAUCACGCAAGGACCACCUGCACGGAGUCACAGCGAGAUCGUGAGCAACUCGGGGGAGAACAUUGGUGAGGUGACCAGUGGAGGGUUCAGCCCGUGCUUGAAGAAGAACAUCGCCAUGGGCUACGUGAAAUCAGGUUUGCACAAAGCUGGGACAGAGUUCAAGGUGGUUGUCCGUGGGAAGUCCUACGACGCCAUCAUCACCAAGAUGCCCUUUGUGCCGACCAAGUACUACAAGCCCUCAUAGAUUGUACAAACGGAUGUUCCUUCGGCUACAAUUUUCUCUUGCAACUCUCUUGUCGCGGCUUGUCCAUGACAGGCUGCUGCAACUGUAACUCCUGUAAGACUCCUCCUUACAGCUUGACAUUUUAUCUCUGCCCGUCUAAUAAUGUUUUCUUUUCCCAAAAGCAAA